GCAGCUCGCUGGUGUUGUGACAAGGCUGUGCUGAGAAGGGAGAGCAACACCUAUCUCAUACCUGGGCGUUGCUGAUUACACAAAGGAGGCGAGUAGGCAACAUCCAAGGAUAUUUUCUAGAUUAAUUAUUUUGGCAGUCAGCUCGACAAUAUUGUAGUGGCAGAUUCACAUUUGAACUCAACCUUAGGAUGGAUCUUGCUCCUUUCAAGCUGGAUAUUGACGAGCUGCUAGAUGAUUAUGCCAAGGAACAUUGCACGUCAUUCACUGAUUUCAAGAGAGCGUGGAUGGCCAAGAAGUUCUCUUAUAUCUAUGAAGGCCGACCCAAGACCAACUCGGGUGUUUUCAUGCAGUCCCUCUUUUUGCAUUGUAUAGGCCAUAUGGCUUCCCAAACUUCUCUAUCUCAAAGGUUGGCAGGUCUUUACUGCCUUUACUGUCUUUAUGAGUGCCAACCAUACAAGCCACACUUCAAAAUUUAUCUGUCUCUUGAGGAGUCCAAGCAACUCAAAGAGUUCAUCACGGAGGCUAAGCAGAGAGGAAUUGGUCUUGUACCAUCACUUGUCAAAAGGAUGCUAGACAAAGGCAUGUUUUUGUUUGGAUUCAUCAAUUUGCUUGGUGACCAUGGGGCCAAGCAGGUUGACGAAUUGAAUGCAUUCCAGACUAAACGGGUGAAAUUUGCCUGUGACAAGUUGUUUGCAAAUACUCAAAUAGGGAGAUACACACACACUGACUUGGGUGAGGAGCUUGAACUUGAUACCAUCAAGAAAUUGUCAAUGGACUAUGCUAAAGCCAAAGAAUUGGCGUUGACAGAGGUAAGCCAAACGGUUGAUGUGGAAAAUGCCAAGCACAUCCUUCAGAAUGACAAACUGCUGGGCGACAGGGUAGAGGAAAUCGUGAAAGAGUGGGAUGCCCAGAAGGAAGAAUUCUACCAGAACACUGGUGUGUCUCCUGGUGAUGAACUGGCAGUGGUUGACAAUGACGAGCCAGAAGAAUUCCCCUAUGAAAAUGAUAGCCACGCUGAACUGGCGGUGAUUGACAACGACAAUUCAGGAGAAUUCUACGAUGAAAACGAUGGAUUUGAUGAGUUAGAUCAGCUUCUGCUGGAAUGAGGAGCUUCCAUUAGACUGAAGUACUGCUGUUCUGCUGUUCUGCUUGUAUCCCUGCUCGUGCCAUGGUGUGGCAACAUGAAAUCGAUCACAGUCAUUUGGCUGACGUGGGAUCUUGAAACCGUUUAUUACCAUAACAUUGUUUGCAAGGAAAAACUUCCAUAAAUAGUUCUAAUUUGGCGAUUUUUUCAUGUAGCAUGUAUGUGGUCUUCUGAUUCUUGGAAUGUAGCAUUUUACAUGCUUUUAUAGUUCUAUUUA
Messenger RNA from Lolium rigidum, 1361 nucleotides. RefSeq lists its product as uncharacterized. Gene Ontology annotation, molecular function: sequence-specific DNA binding. Gene Ontology annotation, biological process: snRNA transcription by RNA polymerase II; snRNA transcription by RNA polymerase III. Bases 189 to 1106 code for a protein of 305 amino acids. The record is from RefSeq and is a predicted model, not a curated record. Lineage: Eukaryota; Viridiplantae; Streptophyta; Magnoliopsida; Poales; Poaceae. The transcript has 10 exons. Gene Ontology annotation, cellular component: snRNA-activating protein complex.